Molecule: messenger RNA, 1100 nt
Organism: Pelagomonas calceolata
Lineage: Eukaryota; Pelagophyceae; Pelagomonadales; Pelagomonadaceae
Source: the annotation of a GenBank genome assembly
CUCCAGGCAAGGAUUUUAGGCGCUGCAGGCGGCGGCGCACACAGGAAUCCUCUCGAAAACUGCAGUCGGGGCCGACAGCACGACGCCGCGCGAGCGCUAGUGAGACCACAGCCGAAUUCAGGCUGCAGGGCACAUCUGCGCCGCAGGACGCUAAUUGUCCUCGCGCGCUCGCUAUGUUCAGGUGACACACUGUAAGAAAUGGCCACCUUCGCGGUCCCGCCGCCGCAGACGCGCGACUGGCGCGAAUUGCCCGACGCGAAGACGAUCGAUACCGGCACGAAGCGGCUCGUCGUCUUCCUCGACUACGACGGCACGCUGACGCCCAUCGUCGAGGCGAGCGACGCGGCCGUGCUAACGGCGCCGAUGCGCGCAUCCAUCGCGCGGCUCGCGCGGCACGCGCCCGUGGCGGUGGUGAGCGGACGGGCGCGGGAAAAGGUCCGCGAAUUCGUGGCGGUCGAAAAUCUCUACUACGCUGGUAGCCACGGCUUCGACAUCGAUGGACCUGGCGGGCUCCGGAAGCAGGUCAAGACGUCCGCGGUGCCGAUCCUCCGCGCGGCGCGGUCACAGCUCGAGGUCUGGCUGCGCGACGUGGCGGGCGCGUCCGUCGAGGACAACGUCUUCUCCGUGUCGAUCCACUGGCGCGGCGUCGCCGAGGCCGACCGGCCGCGCGUCGCGGGGGCCGUCGACGCCGUGCUGGCGCUGGCGCCCUUUAGGACGACGCUGCGGAAGUUCAGCGGCAAGUGCGUCUUCGAGCUGCGGCCGUCGGCGGCCUGGAACAAGGGCGAGGCGGCCCUCUACUUGCUCGACAUGGUGCGCAAGGCCGAGGGCGGCGCGCACGACUGGUUCGACGGCGUGCAGCCCAUCUACGUGGGCGACGACGUGACGGACGAGGACGCGUUCAAGGCCCUUGCGCCCUUCGGCGCCGUCGGCGUGCUCGUGGCGCCCGCGGACGAGUCCGAGCGACCGGCGCGGACGCACGCGACGCACCGGCUCCGCGACGUCGACGACGUGCGCGCGUUCCUGGACGCGCUCGCGGCGCGGGCGGAAGCGCCGCCGGCGACGGGUGAUGCUUCUACUACGUAAGUCUCUACUAUUCCCGA